UGCAGUGCCACUGCAGGUUUGUGCUGUUGCCUCCUAGCUUAGAAUGGUGCCUACCGAGAAGAAGGUUGGUGGCAGUGCCAUCCUUUUCUGCAGCUGUCCUGACUAUACAACUUGCCCUACCUGAGCAAGACUUGGGAGCUGGUGAACCUUGCGCAGGCAGUCGGGGUAUGGCCUGGUCUGGGGAUGAAUGGGAUGGAGCCACAGCAAAAUGGAUCUAGCAAUCAGAGUGAGCAGGGACCCACCAUCUUUCCACACUCACCUCUGGCCACAACUCUCAUCCUUGUGGCAGGACUGACUGUGGCUCUUGUGACGUUUACAGGGAAUGUGCUGGUUGUGUUAGCUGUGUACACUAGCCGUGCCCUUCGGGCCCCACAGAAUCUCUUCCUGGUGUCUAUGGCUACAGCCGAUAUCCUGGUAGCCACCCUCAUUAUCCCAUUUUCCUUGGCCAAUGAGAUCAUGGGCUAUUGGUGUUUUGGGGGUCUUUGGUGCAGUUUCUACUUGUCGCUGGAUGUCCUGUUCUGUACCGCCUCCAUAAUGCAUCUGUGUGCUAUCAGCUUAGAUCGCUACUGGGCAGUCACCCGAGCUGCCCGCUAUAAUCUGAAAAGGAGCCCCCAGAGGGUCAAAUGUAUGAUUGGGGUUGUCUGGGCCAUUGCUGCCAUUGUAUCCCUGCCACCACUGUUUAAGUCCAGACAGCAGGACCAGGUCUGCCUCCUGCAUGACGACACCUGGUAUGUGCUGGCCUCUUGCACUGCCUCCUUCUAUGCCCCUUGUCUCAUCAUGGUUGCAGUCUAUUGCCGGAUUUAUCAUGUGGCCAAACACAGGAACUCCAUGGUCAUUGCAGCACGGCGGGUGUCCUACCCCAACUUCAUCCCUGUGGCCAAGUACAAUCCCUGCAGACAGAGCACCCAGCCUCCUGGGGAAACGCAGAAGGUGGGAAUGGAGUCUGGCCACCUUCCUCAUCCCCAGCCUAGCUUGCCACGGCUCUCUCGGCAGUGGAGAGUAGAUGACGGUGGCAACAGCAGUGCUCGGCCACCAAGGACCCCAAGGCUUUCUUGGUCACUUCCCUCCAGUCCCCAUCAGCGCAGAAGCAGGGACAUGUCCCUCUCCACAAAUCGGCUGAUGCAGGCCCGGGAGCGCAGAUUCACCUUUGUCCUUUCUUUUAUCAUUGGAGCUUUUGUCCUCUGUUGGUUCCCAUUCUUCUUUACCUACAGCCUGGAAUCUGUGCUUGGAGAAGGCUGCUGCAUCUCCGAGCCUCUCUUCAAAUUCUUCUUCUGGAUUGGGUACUGCAACAGCAGCUUCAACCCCAUCAUCUAUACGGUCUUUAACCGGGACUUCCGCAGAGCUUUCCAGCAACUCCUGUCCCCUGCCCACUCCUUCCUAUGCCAAAAAUGAGGACUCUGCUAGAGGGUUGUUGGAACCCAAGAGAGGCACGAUGGACAGGGCACGAUGGCUACAGAACAUCCCUCAGGAGUCCCAGAGAAGGUAACUAGUGGAGGCUGGGGAGCUGAGUAUUUCCGCAGCUGCCUUUUAAUGAAGACUUCCCCACCCCAGACUUGCAUGUAGCUUGAAGGGCAGAAGUGCCACAAGAAGCAAGAUUUCUGUGACUUACUGGCACGCGGUUGGUUUGCGAGAGUCAGUUUCACACUCCUGCCUGUUUCUCUAGCUUGCUUGGUUGCCUGAUCUGUUGUUCAGGUAAUCAGGUAAUUAAGCUAAUUAACUGAGGUAGUGGGAGCAGAGGGGGGCUGAGGUAAAAUUAUUGAUGUACAGUAAUGACUACUAUAGCAGCUUUGACUCCCGAUGCAGACGUGCACCAAAUUUUGGUCAUUGUUAUAAUAAACCAGCUAAUGUAUGUUCUUGGUUAUGCUAACCCUAAUCCUUGGUUUAAGGGUGCCAUUUAUAUUGAACCACCACAGUGGUUGGGCUCCAUCCUUAAUCCUAAAAUGGAAAGUCUGCUCCAAAACCAGUUCUAACUCAGAGAAGCUUUGGAAGGAACGUUCAUUUAUCCCAGCUGCUCUGUGGGAAGGGGAAACAGAAACAGAUUCUAUUAAAGGGGAUUCAGCAGGCUGACUAUUUUGGUCCUGGAACUAAAAAUGUACAGCUGCGUAUUUUUCUGUCUCACGUAUAUUGUCCCUUGUCCAAACGAGGGUGGGGGCAUUUGGAGGAAUUGGGGGCCUAUUAAAAAUCACAAGAAGAUCCAUCUAGUGGUCUGGGACUCCAUCAGAAACACUGGCCAGCUAGGGGGCCUUGAAGGAAAAACUCACAAGCAGAAUGCGAUAUAAUCACAAUGAUAUCCUCAUGUUUUCUCUCAUUGCAUAAUUGUAGCAAGAAGCAUUCUGCUUCUGAACAUUAUUUCCUUGUUACUUUGGGUCUGAGCAGCUUGAAGUUUGGCUGAUGUCCUCCACAGAAAGAACGAACAGGAAAGGAGCAAAAUCAUGGACGUCCUAAAAUAACUUUUCCCAAUCCCCAGAGCCCUCUGUAUCACAGCUCCCAUAUGCUCAGCCAUUGGUCUCACUGAUUGGGGAUUUUGAAGGCUGGUGGGGUAUCAGGAUGGGAGGAAGUUUUCCAAGGACAGUAGAUGACUUGACCAAGGAACCGACUUAUCCUAGGGAUGCCCUGGGAUUGCAGAAAGAUGGAUAGACCAAGAGGGAGAGGGAGAAUAUUUCCUGCAGAAUCAGUGGAUGAUGGUACAUUACUUGGUGGUGUGAAGCUGCCGGUUUCAGAGUCCUCUGGCUAGCCUGCCUGCGAGCUCAGAGGAAGCUGAGCUAAACAAGCGACAUACUGCAAAGCUUACUCAACCAUCUGGCUUGAGGAAACAUUACCCUGAUCCUGUUUCUGGGCAGAUGCCAGGCAUAAAUCUUGGCAAAGAGGUUCCUGUCAAUCAUAGUAAAGGUGUCUUCCAUAUUGCCUCCAGCAAUUAAAUUUUUCCUGUUGUUCCAGUUUGUUGAGAUUAGUUUCUCAAGCUGAGGCUGGUGCCAUAGCCAAGCACCUACCAUCUCUUAGGCACUUCUCCCCAACAAUCAACUCUUUUUUAAAUCUCUCAUAUGCUUAGCAGGGUAACUCAUGCCAUUGCCCUGAAUUUAUAACUGAGGCACAAGUUCAGGUUCUGGGCUCCUGCCUCAUAUUCCAGCCUUAAUUUUAACAGGCAUUCAACAUAGUAUUUUCUUCCUGGUACUGUAAGGAAGUGGGAUGGACAGCGAAGCAAGGCAAGUUCUGUUUGCCAGGAACUUAAUUAAUGUCUUAGAGACUGUUUAAGGACAGAAAAAGAGGCAACAGUUGUAACCCAAGGCCAAUUCACAGAGCAUACUUUGCAGUCACAGGACUGCUUCUUUAAUGCACUUCCCUGUAUAUAAAAUGACUUUCCUACUCAUCUGUCACCUGUGACUGGAUAAUAGUCUGUGGACAUGGCUUUAAGCCCCCAAUAAGUCUACUGCCUUGUUCUAUUGUGAUAAAUAGUUAUCAAUGAGGGUGAUUUCAUGUGAAGUCUCUCUUCCUGUAAGCAUUACUGAUUAUGUUGCUAAGGAGACCAAUCCAAUAAUAAAACUACAAACAAGGCAAGCAUUUCUACCAGCUAAUAGAGCGACAUCUGGCAGCUCAUUCUUCCCAGAAAACAGAGCAAACUAAGGAUGGCGUAAAUUAGGCAGGUAUCCACGGAGAUAGGCCCGUUUAAUUCCAUAUUACUCAUUCCAGUUCCAGACACCUAGAAGGGCAGCUGGUGUCUAACUAUUAUCUCUCAGAGAGUUUGGGUAAGUUAUAUUCUCAUAUACAGAUUGACCACUGAGAUAAACUGAAAGGAAAAAGAACCUGAAAGAAAGAAUGCUUGUUUCUUCUAACAUCUCAAUGAACCCCGACACUAAGAGUUACCUUUUCAUUAUAAAGCAUGUUACCUGCCAUGCUUCAAAUGAACUCCAGCAUCCAACCUGGAAGUCUACACUGCUUAUUCUUUCUACCCAGAAGUGCAUUAAAAUGUCUCUAGCUCUCACAUUUCACUUUCAUCUUCCUGGGAUGUCUCCUCUGUACCUUUUCCACUAAUUCUGCAGGAUUAACAUUUUGCACUCUUCCAUGAUGUUUUGUUUAGUCCUAAUAAAGGUUUGGUCUAA
Pantherophis guttatus is the source of this 4097-nucleotide messenger RNA. The record is from RefSeq and is a predicted model, not a curated record. NCBI's taxonomy places the organism in Eukaryota, Metazoa, Chordata, Lepidosauria, Squamata, Colubridae.